This is a messenger RNA of Vigna umbellata (rice bean), 1449 nucleotides long. RefSeq names its product putative transcription factor PosF21. The record is from RefSeq and is a predicted model, not a curated record. NCBI's taxonomy places the organism in Eukaryota, Viridiplantae, Streptophyta, Magnoliopsida, Fabales, Fabaceae. Gene Ontology annotation, cellular component: nucleus. Gene Ontology annotation, molecular function: DNA-binding transcription factor activity. Gene Ontology annotation, biological process: regulation of DNA-templated transcription.
CUCUAUCUUUUCUGUUAUGAGCGUUGUGAUGUGUGCGUGAUAUGAUCCAAUCUGAUUGAAUAGUGUUAUGGUUUUCGCAUGUGAUGUGAUGUGAAAUGGAAAAGGUGUUAGCAAUUGUUGUUGCAUCUCUGAUCUAACGUAACAUUCUUCCGCUUCAUCUUCCAUCAAAUCCAAAGUGUAGUGUUGUGUAGGGUAAUGGAAAGAGACAAAGACAACAAAUCCCCUCCUCUGCCACCUUCGUCUUCCUCAUCCCAACCUUUCAGCCAUGACAUCGUCGGAAUGCCCGAUAAUCCAAUCAAAAACAGGGGCCAUAGACGCGCCCAUUCCGAGAUUAUCACCCUUCCCGAUGACCUCACCUUCGACACUGAUCUCCCCCUCGAUGACGACUUCCUCGCCCUCGUGGAUCAUUUUAACUCCCCUCCGUUGCCUGAAGAUGACAACAAAAUCAUCGUCAACAACAACGAUUACAGCAGCAACAAUCACGAUAACAACGUUGGUAACGAAAGGCCGAGGGUUAGACACCAGCAUAGCCAUUCCAUGGAUUUGUCCAUCCAGCCGGAGAUGCUGGUCUCCGGUGCCGAUGACGUGUCCGGCGUGGAUACCAAAAGGGCUAUGUCGACUGACAAGCUUGCUGAGCUUGCCUUAAUUGAUCCCAAGCGGGCUAAAAGGAUAUGGGCAAACCGACAGUCUGCUGCAAGAUCAAAAGAAAGGAAGAUGCGUUACAUUUCUGAGCUUGAAAGGAAAGUGCAGACAUUGCAAACAGACGCAACAUCCUUGUCUGCACAAUUAACUCUCUUGCAGAGAGAUACAAACGGACUGAAUGCUGAGAACGGUGAGUUGAAGUUGCGGUUGCAAACCAUGGAGCAACAGGUUCACUUGCAAGAUGCAUUAAAUGAUGCAUUAAAAGAAGAAAUUCAGCAUUUGACAUUAAUGACUGGACAAGCCAUUUCAAAUGGAGGACACUUUGCUUCAUUUGGUGGUGGGCAACAAUUCUAUCCCAAUAAUCACGCCAUGUACACUCUUUUGGCUGCACAAAAGUUUCAACAACUUCAAAUUCAAUCCCAGAAGCAGCAGCAGCAGCAUCAACUUCAGCAGCAGCAACAACAAUUUCAGCAACAACAACAACUUCAGCAUCAACUACAUCAGCAACAACAGCAACAACAAACAACAGCAACAGGUACUGUAACAUCAACAAAUGUGGUGCUUGAAUAAGGAUUCACAACCGAGGAUUAUAGAGACUACAAGUUGCCUUCUCUUCAUCACAUUUUUAUUUAACCUGUCUUGUGUUUUUAGAGUUUGUGUAGGUCACAGUCAUAUUAUAUUUCUUACUCAUGAGAUGGUCCCAGUUAGAGAUUCAGAAUUGUUCACUGUAAAAUUCUUUGGUACCCUUGGUUGGAUCUGCGGGGCGGAUUUAUGUUUAUUGAACCUUCUUUCUAUUGCUUUACCCUA